UUGAUGUCGGACGGAGCGAGUGCAGACUCAGGGAAUGAAGUUUGAAGGAGGACAAAACAACCAGGAAGUGAAACAAACAAGGAAACCGCGUCGCGUCAAACCCUCGGUCGGACUACAUCUGUUCUGUGGUGGAGAAACGACUGGGUGUUCUGGUGGAAGGAGCCUGUUUCCAGCAGAAUGGACGUCGACCCGGAGAAGGGAGGGAUGUCAGCGGCGCCACCGCAGCCGCAGGACCGGGUCCAGUCCUUGAGGGACCAAGUGGACGGAGUUAAAAACAUCAUGACGGAGAACGUGGACCGGAUCCUGGCCCGCGGGGAGAGGCUGGACGACCUCAUGGGGAAGUCUGAAGACCUGCAAGCUGGGGCGCAGCACUUCAAGCAGACCUCGCAGAAGGUGGCGCGCUCCUACUGGUGGAAGAACGUGAAGCUGGUGGUGGUGAUCGUGGUGAUCGUGCUCAUCAUCGUGCUCAUCAUCAUCCUGCUGGCCACCGGCGUCAUCCCCGUCAGCGCCCCCGUGCCCCCCGUGGUGGCCCCCACCACCAAGCCCUAGAGGAAGACCCCGCCCCCCUGUUGCCCUGAUCCAUAGACUUAUUGAAAUCAGUGCUGCCCGGUGUGAAGCCUUUUCCUGCUGAGAUUAGAGUUUGGGUCACAGUUGUGUCAUCUGCUUUUACUGGAGAAGAAAUGAUGGAGGAGCCAAGUGAGACUUGUGUAGCCGGUUAGUUGCAUCCGUUGCUCCCCUGUCACUCCUGCAGACCUGCACGUCCACCUGCUGACCACCGCCACCUCCAUGUUGUCUUCCGCGCCUCCGGCUAUUUAUUCAAAGCUCUGGGCUCCGCUUCCUUCCUGGUGACGUUCCUGCUGGUGUCCACCUCCAAGGCUCUUCUGACGUUUAGAGGGUUUGUUUUGUAUUUAUUCUGGGGAAAGUCCUGCCUCCAGGUCGCCGUUGUUCCAGCGGCGUCGUGGUGACGGCGACUCUUAAAAUCAUCGUGUGAGUCCGUCUGUUGUUUUGAUUCUUAAGAAAUAAAUAGUAUUUUCUUCUGUUUUGGGUCUCCGGGC
This is a messenger RNA of Synchiropus splendidus (mandarinfish), 1055 nucleotides long. It is a transcript of the gene vamp8, whose product is annotated as vesicle-associated membrane protein 8 (endobrevin). The transcript is spliced from 3 exons. Gene Ontology annotation, cellular component: SNARE complex; plasma membrane. Gene Ontology annotation, biological process: SNARE complex assembly; vesicle-mediated transport; vesicle fusion. Gene Ontology annotation, molecular function: SNAP receptor activity; syntaxin binding. The coding region runs from base 178 to 549 and encodes 123 amino acids. Lineage: Eukaryota; Metazoa; Chordata; Actinopteri; Syngnathiformes; Callionymidae. The record is from RefSeq and is a predicted model, not a curated record.